Messenger RNA from Cinara cedri, 9491 nucleotides. Lineage: Eukaryota; Metazoa; Arthropoda; Insecta; Hemiptera; Aphididae. The record is from the annotation of a GenBank genome assembly.
AUGGAUAUCGAGGAAUGUAAUCUAAUGUAAGUAUACCUACGUAACAUAAUGCUAGAUACUUUAAUAUGCGGAUUACCUCGUCUGUGCGAUGUAUAACUAUCUACGUACUGCGAAAUCUAAUAAAUAUUACAGUAGUCGCUCGAUAAUUCGAAAAACUCCAUAAAUCUAACCAAACCCUUGGUCCCCUAAGAAAACUUCUAUAAUUAGCAGAAAAUACUUGUAUUUCGGUUCUCUCGAUAAUUCGAAAUGUUUCUGUCGGUGGGACAUACUCUAGAAUUCGAAGAUGUUUGUUAUAACCCCUAUAAUUCUUCAUUACGUAUGUACAUACAUAUGCAUAAGCUCAAAUAAAUGUAUCUUAAUGAUUAUGUUACGAUAUGGUACGGUAUAAAUAACCUAAAUGACGAAGUCUUAAUCAAACUAAUAAUGACAGCGAUUCUUACAACAUGAUUGUCGAAAAGUGCAUUCGAUUAUUAUCAUGUUUUUAUUUAUUUAACUUGUUUAGAUUAUGUAUUUAUGUUAAUAAUUAUCCAAGUUUCAUUACUUAUAUUUCAAAUUUGAUACCUAUUAAUAUUACUAAUUAUAGAUUUUAAUUUUAAGAUUUUCUUACCAGUUACUAACUAAAUCAAUUCUAAUGUGAUUACUGAAAUUGAAGGCUGUUAAAAAGCUUACCGGAGUAACUAGUAAUAAUUGAAUUGAUUGGUUGAAGUUAUUCAUAUUCCCAUUUCGUAAGCAAUCGAAACUAACAAAAAAAAAAAAAAAAUGAUAUUUUCUUUUUUUUACAUCUGCAUAUUUAUAAUUAAUCUAUAAUAUCUACCUACAUUAAAAUAAAAAUAUUGGUUUGUGUAUAUUACAAUUUAAAUAUGGAUUAUUUUAUUUCAGUUCAGAUGACGAUGAUGUUGCACCACCAUCCAAAAUUCCUGAAACCAAAAAAAUAAAGAAAAAAAGGGGAAAAAAGAGGAAAGCAAAAAUUAUAGUAGAAGAAAAUAAAGAUGAUGAACCUAUACAAGAAAAAACCGAUAAAGAAUUUGUUUCGGGUGAACUGUACAAACAAAUGAAUCUAGUUGGCCGACCUGGAUAUGAGAUCACUACUAUAUUAAAUAAAAGAGAAAAAUAUCUAGAUGUGGAAUACUUGAUUAGAUGGGAAGGAUAUGGGGACGAUUAUACUUCGUGGGUACCCGCGGGACUUCUUCAAUGUGAUGAUAUGUUAGCCGAAUUUGAAAAAGUUUGGAAUCUAAAUUGUGGUGACUACAAAUUACAUUUGUUAAAACUAAAAGAGAAAAUGAAGUUAAAAAAGAAACGAUAUGUUUCUACACAACAUCAAAUGGUAAUCAUGAUUUACCUUCUACUUCAACCGCUUACUAUUAAUUAAUUUUUUCUGAAUAGAAUAUAGUAUUUGAAGAAUAAGCAAUUUCAAAAUAUCUCAUUAAAAAUAUAUGGUUUUAGAAAAUAUGUGGUGUAUUUAAUUUACAAUACCACUUCAAAAGGAUAUAAAGGUUUAAGUAUAAGUUUGUAUAAUUUUUAUUUUUUUUACCUAUUUUGUGAAACACUGAUUUAAUUUUUUUUUAAGUUUUCUUAAUUUGUUUUUGUUAAUCUUACAAGAUGAUGGUAUUUAAAAAUUUAAUUUUAUCAACUUACAUUUUAAAACUAAACUAGUGUUUGAAGAAUAAGCAAUUUCAAAAUAUCUCAUUAAAAUUAUAUGUUUUUAGAAAAUAUGUAGUGUAUUUAAUUUACAAUACCACUUCAAAAGGAUAUAAAGGUUUAAGUAUAAGUUUGUAUAAUUUUUAUUUUUUUUACCUAUUUUGUGAAAAACUGAUUUAAUUUUUUUUUAAGUUUUCUUAAUUUGUUUUUGUUAAUCUUACAAGAUGAUGGUAUUUAAAAAUUUAAUUUUAUCAACUUACAUUUUAAAACAUAUUAUGACAAAAUAAUGUUUUAGAAUAUUCAAUAUGAUUCUAUUUGGCUUUUUAUUGGUAAAAAUUAAGAUAUUUUAAAUAAUUGUAUUACUUUAUAACAAAAAUAAAAAUAAAAUAAUGUUUUAUUUUAUGUUGUAAUGAAUAGUGUUUUGAAAUAUUACAGGUAUUCUAUGUAUACUUUCAAAUAGAUAAAAGAAAAUCGGUCAUGAUAUAUUAUUUCAUAAUCCUUUUAUAUCAUGGUAUUUUUAUAUAAACUUAUAACAAAAAUAACUAAAAAUAUCUGUUAAUAUUUCUGACAUAAUUAUUAUGAAUAUUUAAAUGAAUGGAAUGUGAAUAUAAGCUCAGCUGUCAUAAACAUAAUUUGUAUUUUUACGUCUUACAUUAUAUUUAAUAUCUGUGUAUCUAUAUUAUAACAAUGAGCAGGUAAACUAAUAAUAAUUAAUAAUAAAAUAAACAAAAAUAUGUAUACAAUUUAUAUUAAUAUAUAUUUUAUUUAAAUUGACACACAUUUUGAAGAGUAUAUGAAGUAUAGAAUAAUUAUAUUCAAAAAGUUUAAAAAUGAUUUAAAGGAUAUUAAGUAUUCCUGUUGUGACCAUAGCCCCCACAAAGGGGUGUCAGUGGGUCCGGUGGCCCGGACUUUCAAGGGACCCGAAAAUAUAAUGUAAUAUAAUAAUAUUUAGUUUUUGUUUUUAUUUUACAAAAUAUUUAUAAAUAUAAUAUAUAAUAAAUAAGAAAGAUGUUUUUUUUUUUUUUUUAGUUAUUAAUUUUAUUCUUAUUUAACACAUAUAUGAAUACAAUACGAGUAGNUACAAUUUACAUUUGAAAUAUAUGGUACCACUCAACUUUAAAAUAAUAAUGUUUAAUCAAAAUCAAUUGUUACUAAUUUGGAUAUAAUUUUGCUUUAGAUGGCGCACUCGUCUCAUUUCAAUGUCGAUUUCUUAAGAAUGGGCAUUAAUGCUGAAAUCAAAGAAAAUCCCAAUGUAAAAAAGAGUUAUGGUAAGUAUACUAUAGUAUAUUACAGGUAAAGUGUAUUUAAUUUUUAAACAUUUAAUAUUUAAUUACCAUUCUGUACUUUUCUGUAUAGAACCCUAAGCUGUUUUCAAUUUUUAGCACCAAAAUAUAUAUUCUAAAACCAUAUAAAGUUCUGAUUGAAAAAAGCAGAAUGUGUAUUAAUUUGUGGGUUUUUUUUACAGAUUGUUUUUUGUGUCAUACUGCUAAGCACAAAAUAAAUGAUUGUUCAAAAUUUGGUUAGUAUAGAUAUAAAUAAUUAAUUAAUACAAAAUGCAAAUACAAUUAGUUCAUGUUAUAUUGCAUUUACAGCUGUUCUUUUGUUGGGUGCUNUAAUAUUUAAUUACCAUUCUGUACUUUUCUGUAUAGAACCCUAAGCUGUUUUCAAUUUUUAGCACCAAAAUAUAUAUUCUGAAACCAUAUAAAGUUCAAAUAGUGAUUAGUUCUGAUUGAAAAACUACUGUCAAACAUGUACUUACCGCUUUGAAUGUGGCAUCCAGUGCAAUGCAUGGUGACAUUUCUUCACCACUACAUUAUUUCAAUUGUUAUGUUUCGGACAGUGAUUUCAAAACAAUGGCAUUAUAUACAAACAUGUAUGCUCAUCAAAAAUUGUCUUCAUGGGAAAAAAAUAUCGAUAAAUACGAGGUUUUAACUUUUAUUGCGUUACAUAUACUGACUGGUUGUUUGUGUUUUCCUAGACUUUCGAUGUAGUGGGCUACAUUUUUCGGAAUAAAUGUUUUUACCAAUAAUAUGUCAAGAAAUUGUUUAUAUUUCUUCGGUCUAAUUUUCACGUUAUAGAUAACAUGUAAAUUCCAACUGGUAAUAAAGAUCGUUUCGUAAAAGUCCAUAUUUGACUGUGUUCUAGAAAUAUGUAGAGAACUAGUAAAAUAGCAUACUCUAUAAAUUGAUGAGCAGAUUGUUCCAUUCACUAGCCAUUUAAAUGUGAACAAUAUAGCAAGGAAAAAUAAAUCUUUAGGGUAUUAAAAUGUUCAUGUUAUGUGGCGCCAGUGAAAUAUAUAUUGUUGUUAUCUACCAAGGUAGUGAAACAGAAUUGUUUCCUAAAUUUAAAAAUAAAUUUGGUAUAGGCGCUUCAGUUGUUCUAAAACUAACUGUACAUGUCGAAGAAAAUGAGUACUUCUUAUUCUUCGAUAAUUAUUUUGCAAGUUAUAAUUUGUUCGAAAUAUUUUUAAAAGGAAAACUAUUUGCAGCGUCGACUAUACGAAAGGCUUGCUUCCAUGAGGAAAAGGACAACACACUAAAUUUGAAACUAAAGUAGUCAUUUUUAACUCGAAUUCCUUUUCGGAUGAGGAGAAGCAAAGUAUUAUAGGGGAAUUUCAUUCAUCGCCAUUAGGAGAACAUCAAAGAGUAUCUUGAACCAUUAAAAGAAUAAAAAUGCAUCACUCAUGGUCAGGAUUAAAAAGGAAACAAAAAGGAAAAACUGAAAAUUUGUAAACAUGAUCCCUCAUAUCCAGCGUUCGGAUUUAUGUAUGAAGAUGAUUGCCCUCAAUGCGUUAUUUGCUCGGAAAUUUUAACUAAUAGUUCUAUGGCUCCAGCAAAACUUACAAGACAUUUGGAAACAAAACACCAGCAGUAUAAGAGUAAGUUAAUUUGAUUUUUUUAAAAGAAUAGAAAGCGAAUUGAAAUCUCAGAAGAGACUAAUUCGAAAUAAGGGAACUGAACAUGAGUUAGCUCUUAAAAGCGUCAAUUUUGAUCUCACUUCACAUUGCAAAAUCAAAAAAAAAUUUUACAAUAAGAGAAAAUUUAAUUAUGCCUUGUAUGGUCGAUGCCAGCCUUACACUUUUGGAAGAUAAAGCCGCUAGAAAAAUAAAAACAAUACAUCUUUCCAAUGAUACCGUUGCAAAUCGCAUAAUUAUGACGAGUGAUGACAUGCACCAAUAACUUUUAAGAAAAAUAAAAAGGUCAAAUAUCUAAGCUCUUCAAUUAGAUGAGUCGACUGAUAAUACUAAUAAAACACUGCUACUUAUCUAUAUUAGGUAUGUGGACUGGGACGAAAAAGAAAUUAAAGAAAAAUUCCUGAACUGCUUGGAACUGAAGAAACAUUCAACUGACGUUGAAAUUUUUUCUGCAUUGUCUGAUUAUUCCUUAAGUACAGAUUUAGAGAUGUUAUACUGUAAGUCAAUAAGUCAAUUUGUACUGAUGGUGCGGCUAAUAUGACUGGUAGACAUGCAGGAUUAAUCGCAAAAAUGAAACAAGUAGCUCCAAAUAUACAAGGCACACGAUGAUACACCGAGAAAUAUUAGCAAAUAAAAGAAUGAGUGCCGAUUUUUAUCAAGUUUUAACAAUAGCUGUCAAAUCGGUAAAUUUUAUUAAGUACAGCACUCUUAAUUAACGACUGUGUACAAUGUUGUGUGAUGAAAUAGUAUUCACAUAUAGAACGCUAUUACUGCAUGCGAAAGUUAGCUGGCUUUCAAGAGGUCGGAUAUUAAAGAGACUGUGUGAACUAAGAGAAGAAAUAAUAAUAUUUUUAUCAAACAAAAACUGUGACCUUGUUCCGUACUUCAAAAGUUCAUAGAUUGAAUAAUGAAAUUAUGUUAUCUUGCAGACAUAUUUCAACUUUUGAAUGAGCUAAGUUUAUCUCUUCAAGGAACACAACAGAAAAUCGUGUUUCAUAGUUAUAGUAAAAUAGAAGGGCAAAAGAAAAUAAUUAAGCUGUGGAUCACAAGAAUUCAAAACAACUGUUUUGAAAUGUUUAGUACAUUAAUGGAGUUCAUAAGUGAGGUGAACGAGAAUAAUGGAGAUCACAAUUUUACAACUUAAACUGAUUAUUGGUAAUCACUUGAAUAAGUUGUUUAAAUCAAAUCAAGACCAAAGAAAUGGUUUAUUGUGGAUUUUGGAUCCAUUCAGUUCCAAUAGCUCAACAAAGACUCUAUAUAAGAAUGAAGAGGACAUGUUGGCAGAUCUUUCCUAAGGCGUCACGUUGAAAAACUUAAAAAACAAUUCAUCACUAGAUACGUUUUGGAUGAAAGUUCAAAGAGAAUAUGAGGUGAUAAGUGAAAAGGCAUUGAGAGUCCUACUUCUUUUUCUUUCAACACAAAUCACUAUGUAAACACAAUCGCCACAGUUAAUAAAAUCAUCAAAACGAUAAUAACGAUUGUCUGGUAGGGAAAAAGACCCAAGAUAAGAAAACAGGUCAUUGAUGAUGCGCGACGAAGGUGCAGUCUCUCGUGGCACGGAGUAUAGUUAUAAACGAUUGUGGUAAUGGAUAAAAAUAAAAAAAUAGCUCUAAUAUUUUUAAAUAGACGUCGUCAGCGUCGUGUUAGAUACGAGAAAGAAUUUAUUGGAUUCACCCAUAUAUUUCUAACAGGAAAGGCAUGGGUGACUUUUAUACCGUGUUUAAGGACCUUCGAGAACACGGAGAUAAGUUUUUCAUAUAUUUUCGAAUGCCAAUGAAAUCUUUUGACGAAUUACACGACCGCCUGCAAAAUACAUUGCAACGUCAGAAUACGUUUAUGAGAGAUGCAUCGAACCUGCGUAAACCUUAGCUGUAACUCUAAGGUAAAUGAAUAUAUGAUUAAAAAUAAUAAUUUAUAAUAGAUACAAAUAAUAAAUAUAUAUUUUUUGAAUAUUUUACUUAUUAAAAUGUAGCAAACUUUUACUUAUUGUUUGUGAGUGUUAAAAUUAUUUAUUAGUUUUUAAGAAAAAAAAAAAUCUGCAUUUUAAUACAAUUAAUUAUUAUUAAUUAUUAGGUUACAUUUUAAUUAUUACUUUGCUCAUUAUGGAAGAAUUAAAAUUAAAAAAGAUGAAGCGUACUACUAAUUUUACGGCAGGUGAAUCUGACCUAUUAAUAACGUUAGUAAAAAAAUACAAAGACGUCAUGGUGUGUCAAAAAACCGACACAGUUAAUGCAAAGUGAAUACAAAACCAAACACAAUUUUCUAAUAUUAAACUAAUAUCAAUUGAUGAAAUUUUGAUUAGAAUGAAAAAAGAUGCCUCUCUAAAAAUUGAAAAUGAAUUUAACUGUCAAUCUAGUGAAAACCACCGUACUUUUUCUAUAUUGAAAAACAAAUAAGAAAAUAUAAAACGCAAUGUUAAGAAAACGUAUGCUGACGAAAAAUCAUAUUAUCAAGGAACUGGGAGAGGACCAGCAAAAUAAUUUCCACAAACAGCUAUAGCUACAACAAUCGUAGAGUUAUUGCAGACUAAAAUGACAGGAGAGAUAUCACUAUAUGAUUGUGAUCUCUAGAAAAAUAAACCAAUGACUCAACAAAAUAUUGGAAACAUUAUUGAAGAUGAGGAUAUUAUUACAAUAACCGACUUUGAAGAUUUGCCUAAUGACUAUGACAAUACUGACAAUGCUACAAAUACUACAAAUAGUAAGUAUUAUAAUUAAUUAAUGAUAAUUAGUUAUAACAUCAAUAAGUUAUUUCUAAUUUAAUUUAAUCAUUUUUUUAAUUUUGGAACAGAAAAAGUUGAAAACAAGUUUAUCUAUGAUAUACUAUCAACCUCUACUCUAAAAAGAAACUGGACGAACUACACUCCAGUAGACCUAAAAUCAAGAUCAAUAUUAACAGACAGUCCUAUAAUAUCUGGUAUAUAUUUUCGUUAAUUUAUCCUUAAAUGCUUUCGUUUAAAUACCUACUAAUUGUAUUAUUCAAUUUCACUGUGGCGCAUUGAAUAACGCGUUAGUGGUAGAACUGUGGUAUGAUGUUUGAUACCUACCUAUCUACAAACAUUUUUCUUUUGUCAACAUUCAUAUUUGUGUAUACAUCCAAUAAAAAUAUGUUAUUCCAUUAUACUUAAUUCUUUUUCUACAGUAAAUAUAAUUAAUAUAUAUAUAUAUAUACUAUUCAAAUGUGAAACUAUAAACAUAUAUAUUUUUAUCACAAUAAUAAGAAAAUAAUGAGUAAUAAUUAUGAAUUAACAGAAACAAUUUACAAUAUUGAAUAUUUGUUAUGAAAUUAUGUUUUAGAUGGGAAUGUUUCUAAAAAACAAAAGGAAUACAAGACAAAAUUACCAAUUGGGCAUAAACUUAUGCAUCCUUAAGUUAGGAACAACAAAAAGCAUUCAUUGAACAGCACAAGUUAAAAAUUAAUUUAAUGAAAGCAAAGCAUGAUUAUGAAACAAGAAAUUAUGACUGAAAAACAUCAAAUUGAGAUUGAAAAUUUAAAAUUAUAAAAAUACAUAUUAUUAUAUAUAUUAUGCAUAUUUUGCAGUUAGUACAAAGAGUUCAACUACAAGAACAUCGUAUUGAAAGACGGAUUUUGAGAGAUUUACAAAAUCCAUUUUAACUACCUCUUGAAGAAUUGAUAUUCAUAUUCUGUUAAAUCCCAAAUUAGAAAAGACGUGAACAAUUUUAUUAGGGAUUUGUUAACUAUGUACUUAAUAAUAUUAUUUGUUAAACAUAACAAAUAAACAAAAGGCUAAAUAUGGUAAAUAAUCAAAAAAUAAUUUAAUAUUAUAUUAGUGGCACGUUGAUAAUAAUUUUAGUUUGUGGUAAAAGCAAAUUGCUUAUCACCACGAAUUAAGAUAUUUGUAUACUAAUAUGCAUAUCACCUAUCAUCAAAAUAAUGUUUGAUUAGUCAAUUUAAUGAAACUCUUUGGAUUAUUUUACAAAGUCUCUUACGCUCAACGUCUUUCUAGUUCUAAAAUGUCAAAAAGUUGAGUAUGGCAGUAUGCCAAACGUAUUGGAGACAAAGGAUAUUUUAAUAUGUGUCAUAAAGAUGAUAUCAACGAAUUUGUAUGUACUGGUGGGACUACAGAAUCAUUAGGUCGACAUUUAAAAUUAGUUCAUAAUUUGAAGUCAACAAGGUACGUUUACGAGGUGUGGCUAUUAAACAACGAGACUGCUCGCCUAGAGGGUGCCUUAGAUGGGUAGUGAAAAAAACGAGUAAUGCGUUGGGUAUCUAGAUAUCUUAUCUAUACACGUACCAAAACGCGUUUUCGUCACUAUUAUAGUAUUUGUGCAGUAGUGGUUUGAAACGAACGUGUUUUUUUCUCGUGCCGAAAACCAUGUGUGACGAAAAACAUGAGCAACGGAUAAACGUAAAAUUUUUUCAUUAAACUAAAAAAAACUCCAACUGAGUGCUAUAAGUUGUUAAAAGAGACCUAUAGUGAGGAUUUUCUAUCUCGGGCGGGUGUUUUUGAAUGGCAUAAAUUAUUUUCUGAAGGUCGAGAGUGCACCGGAAUCCAAUUCAGUCGUAAUCCAAAUUCAAAACCAUGCUGAUCGUUUUCUUCGAUAUCAACGGCAUCGUGAUGACUGNAAUGAGUUCGUAAGAAACGGUCGAUAUUGUGGAAAAACAAGUCGUGGAUCUUGCACCAGGAUAAAGCGUGAAGCGUUAUUUGGCCGCUUAAGGCACUCCAGUACUCGAACACCCGUCUUACUCACCCGAAUUGGCACCCUGCGACUUUUACUUGUUUCCGAAGAUAAAGUCUGCCUUAAAAGGAAUCCGGUUUGAGUCGAUGGAAGAGGUAAAACAAAAAUCGGCGGAACUCCUGAAUGGUCUUACGAAAACAGACUUCCAGCACUGCCUCGAGCAAUGGAAGAAACGAAUGAAACGGUGUGUAGUGAGGGGAAGGGAGUAUAUUGAAGGGGAGCAUUUGAAUGUAGAAUAA